AUGGUAACAGAGAAAGGAGAUAAAGGGGGCACCAAGUGUGUCGCUGGCCCAGGUUCACGCCUAGCUCUCCUUACAACCAUUCCUUGGGUUCCUCAAGGGCCCCUGGACUCAGGUGGCCUUGGCACAUGUCCUUUUGCUCUUCUAGAAAAAUAUGGAGACGUGUUCACAGUGCACCUGGGACCGAGGCCCGUGGUCAUGCUGUGUGGGACAGAGGCCAUAAGGGAGGCUCUGGUGGACCAAGCUGAGGCUUUCUCUGGCCGGGGGACAGUUGCUGUGCUUGACCCAAUUGAACAGGGAUAUGAUGUGAUCUUUGCUAAUGGAGAACGCUGGAAGACCCUUCGGCGAUUCUCUCUGGCCACAAUGAAGGAUUUUGGAAUGGGCAAGCGGAGUGUGGAGGAGCAGAUUCAGGAGGAGGCCAGAUGUGUGGUGGAGGAGCUCCAGAAAUCCCAGGAUUUGGCCAUUACCAGCCAGAGAUACCAUGGGAACUCUCAAGAAAUCUCAUCUUGUUAUAUUGGAGAUGAGAUCCAAACCCUGUUCAUCACAACUGUGCAGGAAGUUCUCUUAUCUGAUGAGCCACAAUUAAAAUGUUAA
Messenger RNA from Microtus oregoni (creeping vole), 591 nucleotides. Its product is annotated as cytochrome P450 2B10-like. Gene Ontology annotation, biological process: xenobiotic metabolic process. Gene Ontology annotation, cellular component: cytoplasm; intracellular membrane-bounded organelle. The record is from RefSeq and is a predicted model, not a curated record. The transcript has 4 exons. Bases 1 to 591 code for a protein of 196 amino acids. Gene Ontology annotation, molecular function: iron ion binding; heme binding; oxidoreductase activity, acting on paired donors, with incorporation or reduction of molecular oxygen, reduced flavin or flavoprotein as one donor, and incorporation of one atom of oxygen. NCBI's taxonomy places the organism in Eukaryota, Metazoa, Chordata, Mammalia, Rodentia, Cricetidae.